This is a messenger RNA of Amborella trichopoda, 2813 nucleotides long. RefSeq names its product general control non-repressible 3 (gene ABCF3). NCBI's taxonomy places the organism in Eukaryota, Viridiplantae, Streptophyta, Magnoliopsida, Amborellales, Amborellaceae. Gene Ontology annotation, molecular function: ATP hydrolysis activity; ATP binding. The record is from RefSeq and is a predicted model, not a curated record.
CCUACAAAAAUAUUUGGUGGGAUCAUAUGUGUUUCAUUUGGUCAUCAAAGCAGGAGCCAUGGCUCUUUUAUGAAAAGCUCAAGCAAAACUCAGAAAAAAUCAGGGAUUUUACUCUCUCAAAGAAAGAGAGAUUUCUACUUUCUCUCUCUUCGUAAAAGGGGAGAUUUUACACUCUCUCUUUACUCUUUGAAAUCAGAGGAUUUUUCUCUAAAUUUUGAGGGGAUUUCUGUCUCUCUCUACUGAGAAAUCUCCAUUUCUUCCUUAUUUUUGCACAUUAGAAAAGCCUUAUCUCCAUUAAUUUUUUUUUUUGGAAACCCAUUUUUCUCUCUCUUUUUUUUUCAUUUUUUAUUCUGGAAUAAAGGUUGAAUAAUGGGGGCAUUAGAUGCAGCCACAAUAGUUCAUGAGGUUUUGGGGAAAAGGGCUCAUGAUGUUGAUAAACCCAUCAUCGAUUACUUCAUCGAUGUUCUCGCUGAUGAAGAUUUUGAUUUCGGUUUGGAAGGAGAGGGUGUUUUCAAUGCGAUCGGUGAGCUCCUGAUCGAUUCUGGAUGCGUUGAUGAUGAAUCAGAGGGGCGAACGGUUUGCAGCAAACUCUGCCAUAAGUUUGGAAAGCAUGGGCUUGCAACAACCAAAGAAGCUGUUCGUAGUCUUGCUACACCUCUGAGAAUGUACGAUGGGUUGAAUGAAGAUGAAGCUCCGAAGAAGCAAAAUGAGGUGCCUGAUGGUCCUGUCUUAACAGAGAGAGACAAAGCAAAGCUUGAAAGAAGAAAGAGGAAAGAGGAACGCCAAAGGGAGGCACAAUUUCAGUUGCAUUUGGCAGAGAUGGAAGCAGCUAAAGCAGGGAUGCCCGUUGUAUGCGUUACCCAUGGAACUGGUGAAGGUGGGCCGACCACAAAGGAUAUUCACAUGGAGAACUUCAAUAUCUCUGUUGGUGGCCGUGAUCUUAUAAAGGAGGGUUCACUGACUUUAUCUUUUGGGAGGCACUAUGGGUUGGUGGGCAGAAAUGGUACAGGGAAAACAACUUUCCUUAGGCAUAUGGCUAUGCAUGCGAUUGAUGGCAUACCUAAAAACUGCCAAAUAUUACACGUGGAACAAGAGGUAGCGGGCGAUGACACGUCGGCCCUGCAGUGUGUGCUCAACUCUGAUAUUGAGAGAGUGCAGCUCUUGGAAGAAGAAGCUCGUCUUCUUUCACAGCAGAGGGAUGCUGAAGCGGAAGCGACAACAAAGGACAAUGGAGCAAUCCAUGGGGAGAAUGGCCGAGAUGCUGUCUCAGAGAGGCUCCAACAAAUUUACAAAAGACUUGAAAUGAUUGAUGCUUACUCUGCCGAAUCUCGCGCAGCUUCCAUUCUUGCGGGGCUAAGUUUCACUCCAGAGAUGCAACGUAAGCCAACUAGAGCUUUUUCUGGUGGUUGGCGAAUGCGAAUUGCUCUUGCCCGUGCCCUGUUUAUUGAACCUGACUUGCUACUUCUUGAUGAGCCUACAAACCAUCUCGAUCUACAUGCCGUUCUAUGGCUGGAGUCAUAUCUUCUGAAGUGGCCAAAAACAUUCAUAGUUGUGUCUCAUGCUAGGGAGUUCCUGAAUACGGUAGUCACAGAUAUUCUGCAUUUGCAUAUGCAAAAAUUGACUGCUUACAAAGGAGAUUAUGAUACAUUUGAGCGGACGAGGGAGGAACAGCUUAAGAAUCAACAAAAGGCCUUCGAGUCGAAUGAACGGAACAAGGCUCAUAUGCAGGCUUUUAUAGAUAAGUUCCGCUAUAAUGCAAAACGAGCAUCUCUUGUCCAAUCGAGAAUUAAGGCACUGGACAGGAUGGGUCAUGUGGAUGCUAUUGUCAACGAUCCAGGUUACAAGUUUGAGUUUCCAACUCCAGAUGAUCGGCCAAGUGCACCAAUAGUAAGCUUCAGUGAUGCGUCAUUUGGCUAUCCUGGGGGCCCUCUCUUGUUUAAGAAUUUGAAUUUCGGUAUAGAUCUUGACAGCCGAAUAGCAAUGGUUGGACCGAAUGGUAUUGGCAAAUCAACCAUACUGAAAUUAAUAUCAGGGGAACUUCAACCAAGCUCUGGCACUGUAUUCCGUUCAGCCAAGGUUCGAAUGGCCGUGUUCAGCCAACACCAUGUUGAUGGGCUUGACUUAUCUUCAAAUCCCUUGUUAUAUAUGAUGCGUUGCUACCCGGGAGUACCCGAGCAAAAGCUCAGGGCUCACUUGGGGUCAUUUGGGGUCACUGGCAAUCUUGCACUUCAACCUAUGUACACAUUGUCAGGGGGUCAAAAGAGCAGGGUUGCAUUCUCAAAGAUAACCUUUAAGAAACCACACAUCAUUUUACUUGAUGAGCCAUCAAAUCACCUGGAUUUGGAUGCUGUUGAAGCACUCAUACAAGGUCUUGUUCUUUUCGAAGGAGGUGUACUUAUGGUUAGCCAUGAUGAGCAUCUGAUAUCUGGAUCCGUGGGUGAGCUGUGGGUUGUGUCUGAGGGCAGGAUCGCUCCUUUUCCUGGGACAUUUCAUGAUUACAAGAAGAUUGUGAAAUCUUCUUAAGUCUUCCAUAAUGCAAGGGUUUCCAGAUUUAUUUUCAGGUAUAUGGGCAUUUGAUCAUUUGCCAGAUUUUCAUUUUCUUCCGGUAGUGGGUCUGUGUGUGUGUUUUUAUACCUUUGGUGAGUUGGGUUCAUCCCUCAUGCUUGAUGUGAUAUGUAGAGCUACAAUUUUACCAUUUUUACAUCCAUGAUUACUGCUUAUAUGCGAUCUUUGAGUUCGUAUCUAAAUGUGAAACUAUCCAUCCCUUCAAUCAGGGGAUUUAUCAAUGGAAAAUUGAGGCAUAAUUCAAUCCA